Messenger RNA from Naegleria gruberi, 2133 nucleotides. RefSeq lists its product as uncharacterized. NCBI's taxonomy places the organism in Eukaryota, Heterolobosea, Eutetramitea, Acrasida, Naegleriidae. The record is from RefSeq and is a predicted model, not a curated record. The transcript has 2 exons. Bases 1 to 2133 code for a protein of 710 amino acids.
AUGAUUCAAUUGCUAAGGUUUUGCGCGCUGCUAGUAGUUUUCCUCUUACUAGCCAAUAUAACACUUACUCUUCAACAAACAACAGGUGGAUUGAGGGAUUAUUUAGCUUCUUUACAAAAGGAAAGAGAUGCUGUGGCAUGCACCAAAACCAAGUUAGAGAAUACUAUUAACUUGUUAAACAGCACCUUCUUUACUAGUAAUUCUUCAUCAGCACCAUCUUUAAAGACCAUUAUUGAUUUGAGAAGCAAGCAAUUGUCCAAAGUUGCUUCAGCAAUAGCCUUAUUAGAUGCUGAAAUUCGUGUCAUUAAUUCCCAGUGUUCCACUUACAAUGGUUCUGAUUGUAAUACAUGCCAAGAUGGUUUUACCAAUUAUCCUAACUGUGUCCCAGUAUGUUUUGGAUUGGCUGCUAAUAAUGCUUCGGUUUGCUCUGGACACGGUUCAUGUAUUGCUCCUAAUAAUUGCACUUGUACAAAACCAUAUAUUGGAGCCUCUUGUUCCUCCUUUUUCACAGCACCAAUGACUCCAUAUCUUGCCCAUGCUUACUAUUUCAAUAAUACUUUCGCUGAUAGUGCUGGUUCUCUCCACUUGAUUAACAAUCCAAAUCAAGGUGCUUCUUCAAAUCCAGUCUUUUCCAAUGAUUCACCAUUCCCAGGUGGUAAAUCAGUUUAUUUCGAUGGAAAGAAGAAUGGUCUCGCUUCUACUGUGACAGUCAAUCUUACAGUUUCCAACAGCUUUUCAUUGUGGCUUAAGAGCCCUUAUGGAGGUGUUGCAAUGGCUUUCAGUACUAAUGGUAAUUACAUUUUCUUCAACGUUGCUUCUGCCAAAGGGUUUAGUUUUUAUGAUGACAAAGGAAAUUGUGAAGUGGAUAGGAGUGAGAGGCUGCUUGAAUAUCAUGUUGAAAGAUCGACAGACUUGGAAAGAAUGUGGGUGAAGAGAACAUGUUUGAAGAGUUGGUGUAAAUUACUUUAUUCUCAUUGUUGGGAGUUUGAUGAAAGAGUUGAUUUGUAUCAUGUUUUUGAACAGAAAUUCUAUUAUGAUGUUGAUAUUUCUUAUGAAAAGAAGAAAUUACACGGUCAUCAAGGUUUCAAAUAUAGUAUUGGAGAAUUUGUCAACCUUGUCGAAGAUAUUCCAAAUACAAAUAUUGUUGACCAAGUCAAAACUGUACUUGCAAGAAUACCUUUACCAGUUUCGAAUCAAUCUGCUUCUUCAUCAAAUACUACAGUAGUGAAAACUGUGGUUGCUAAUUUGAGUUCCACUACAGCCCCAAAGCCUAUUGGAAAGGAGAAGAAACGCACAACAACAAAACCACAUGUAAAAGAUACAAAAGAGACAGCAUGGGCAGCUGAUAAGGAGAUUCAACAACCAGAUCAAUCAACUACUAAUUUUACAGAACUGGACUUGGUUGCCGCAUUGGAAAAUAAUACUUUCAAAUGUAAAGAAAUAAUUCCUCAUAUUUGUAACGACGAUGAUUUGAUGAUUCGCUUGAUUUCAACCAUUACCAUGGAGGAUCCUGUAACUGUGAAUGGGAUUGUACUGAAACACAGGGAGAAAUCAGCCCCACCCUCCGAGAAUGCAGCCACUCUCCUUGUUGCUAAAGCAAUUCUGAAAGGAGAUAUUGAUAUUAUUAAGGUAUUCUUUAAACUGUUUGAUUCUGGUAAUUUUGAUUUGUGUAAACAGCUUAUUACUUGUCUUGGAAGAUUCGAAGCAUUUAAAAGUACCCUUUGCUUAGAGAAACAAAAGAUUUCAAUCGAGGAUCAAUACAAUCACAUCAAUAAGAUAUUCACCGAUUGUAUUAGGUCAGUAUUAGCAUGCGAAGACAAAAUGGUGGAUGACGAAAAUUCCAGAGUUAGGAAAUUCAGAGAAUUAUUCAAGCUUUCAGAUGUUCAAUCCAUCAUUAAUGAUAGAAAUGAUCGUGCCCAUUCGUAUAUUAAGCAAGAAAGGAUACCAAGAGCUCUCAAGGAUAGAAUUCAAUGUUUAGAGGAAGCAAAAUCAGCUCAUAAGAAACUAUGCAAGAAGAAAUCCAAUGAAAAAACUCAACUCAUUGAUUCAUUGAUCCAAAACGCAAUCAAAGAACUAAGCUUAUUAGAAGUCAAAUUCAAUCACAUUUAUAAUUUCAAGACCUCCAUUGAAUAA